Molecule: messenger RNA, 2564 nt
Organism: Mus caroli (Ryukyu mouse)
Lineage: Eukaryota; Metazoa; Chordata; Mammalia; Rodentia; Muridae
Gene: Fst
Product: follistatin
Biological process (GO): multicellular organism development; cell differentiation
Cellular component (GO): extracellular region
Molecular function (GO): protein binding
Source: RefSeq, a predicted model, not a curated record
GCUUUGAUUUCGGGCACCUCCGACAGAUAAUUGGGAAGGGUUUCCAGAAGGUGGGAAAUGUCACCUGAUUCACACUGAACUUUUAAAAGCUCCCCACCCCCAAAGAGCCGACACACCCUCCGUCGCGGCCGCCCUCCCACAGCCCCACACACUGGGAGACCGCCCACCGCAAACCUCGGAGACCCCCGUCUAGAUUUAAAGCGCGGCUGCGCCCGGCUUCUGACGUCCAUUGAAUCGCGCGGGCGGCCGGUGGCGAGCGCGGGGCUGCGCCGGGAUCGCUGCGCCCUCCGCCGCUCGCCUUUGCGACGCGCGCCGCUCGCCCGAGCCACCCGCCGCCGCGCUCCUCGCCCCGCGCCUGCCCCAGGAUGGUCUGCGCCAGGCACCAGCCCGGCGGGCUCUGCCUCCUGCUACUGCUACUCUGCCAGUUCAUGGAGGACCGCAGCGCCCAGGCUGGGAAUUGCUGGCUCCGCCAAGCAAAGAACGGCCGCUGCCAGGUCCUGUAUAAGACAGAGCUGAGCAAGGAAGAGUGUUGCAGCACCGGCCGGCUGAGCACCUCGUGGACCGAGGAGGAUGUGAACGACAACACUCUCUUCAAGUGGAUGAUUUUCAACGGGGGCGCCCCCAACUGCAUCCCUUGUAAAGAAACGUGUGAGAACGUGGACUGCGGACCUGGGAAAAAAUGUCGAAUGAACAAGAAGAAUAAACCCCGCUGCGUCUGUGCCCCAGACUGUUCCAACAUCACCUGGAAGGGUCCAGUGUGUGGGCUGGAUGGCAAAACCUACCGCAACGAAUGUGCACUCCUCAAGGCCAGAUGCAAAGAGCAGCCGGAACUGGAAGUGCAGUACCAGGGCAAAUGUAAAAAGACUUGUAGGGAUGUUUUUUGUCCAGGCAGCUCCACUUGUGUGGUGGAUCAGACCAAUAAUGCCUACUGUGUGACCUGUAAUCGGAUUUGCCCAGAACCCUCCUCUUCUGAACAGUACCUUUGUGGGAAUGAUGGAGUGACUUACUCCAGCGCCUGCCACCUGAGAAAGGCCACCUGCUUGCUGGGCAGAUCCAUUGGAUUAGCCUAUGAGGGAAAGUGUAUCAAAGCAAAGUCCUGUGAAGAUAUCCAGUGUGGCGGCGGGAAAAAAUGCCUAUGGGAUUCCAAGGUUGGCAGAGGUCGCUGCUCUCUCUGUGAUGAGCUGUGUCCUGACAGUAAGUCGGAUGAGCCAGUCUGUGCCAGUGACAAUGCCACGUACGCCAGCGAGUGUGCCAUGAAGGAAGCUGCCUGCUCUUCUGGCGUGCUUCUUGAAGUGAAGCACUCUGGAUCUUGCAACUCCAUCUCGGAAGAAACGGAGGAAGAGGAGGAAGAGGAAGACCAGGACUACAGCUUUCCUAUCUCUUCCAUUCUAGACUGGUAAACUCCGCACCAGUGUUCAGUGUUGACAUAGCCUUUGGGCAAAACAAAACACAACAAAAUAAAUAAUAAUAAUAAUAAUAAAUAAUAAAGGAAAGAAAAAAGAUAGAAAAGAAGAAAAAAUAUAUUGUUCAUAAUGUAAAUAAGUGUAUGCUUAUUUAUUUGGGGGGGAAAACUAUACAUUAAAGGACCUUUGUCCUAAAGCUCUCUCCCAGGCCACGUUGUUAUUCACUGGGCAUGGAGAGAUGGUCAUUUCGUGGUCUACUGGAUGAGGCCUAUAGUUGAGACUUGUAGACAUUUAUUUAUACUGUGUCAUGUUUUAUAAUUUAUACAUAAAAGUGUCUGGUUGACUGUACACCUUGUUUUUUGAAGAAAUUUAUUCGUGAAAGGAAGAGCAGUUGUUAUUUAUUGUGAGGUCUCUUGCUUGUAAAGUAAAACUGUUUUCUUUUUUCCCCCUUGUAAACCAUUUGAGUCCAUUCCUCACUAUGCACACCCACCUGUCUCUCUCCGCAUCUCACUGUUAGAUUCUUUUCCACCUUUUUAACAAAUUUGCAUGUCAGUUUCUGUCAUGUUUAUUUAUUGGAUUCUCAGCUGCCUAAUCUGUACACACCUGAUCCUUCGGGUUUUGUUUACAAGGAAUCUUGACUGACCAAAAGGCAUCGUAACUCUGCCACAGAUACAAGGUACAGAGGAUGGGCAUCUUAGAGGAAAUGUCUGCUUCCAUCCCCUCGUUCUGGUGAACGUUGGGAGAGAGGGUGAGAGAGACAUUAAAAUUCUAGAGAUGUGCUUUUAUGAUGUUACAGAUCCAAAGACAUAGAGUGAUGUGGGUGUCAGGAGACUGAAGAGAGGUGAAAGACACACUUUUCAACCUGUCAUUCAGUGUUUCUUUUGAGCUAGUCAGCUGUACCUUUUCAAUUAGUUCUUUCUCAACCAAUGUGUCACUAAAAGUUCCAUCAAAGCUUUAUCAGUUCAAGUUUCUUGCUUUUCAUAAUACUUUUUUCUGAUGCAAUUUUAUAUUUUCAAACAUGGCAAGUUAAAUAUAAAUUCAUUUAAAUAUAUAGUUUUGUACUUUUCUACCAUGUAAAUGUGCAAUGUAUAUAAAAGUUAUAAUGUGUAUUUGUAGAUAAAUGAUGAGUGAAAAAAUAAAAAAAAAAAAAUGUAAAAGCCA